AUGCAUCUGCCUACUUCUCAGCAACUCCUCACCAGCGGCCUCGCCCUGACCAACGUCUUUGCUGGCGACACCGUCUCCAAGGGCAAGGUCCUCGACUACGCCGUCGAGAAAUGCAUCGAUUCAGACGGCAACGUCCGCUGCUCCAAGCCCUUCCCCGUCAAAGAGGACGGCUGCUACCACCUGUCUUGGACCACCGACGGCACCCUUUCCCACACCACGGUCGAGGUGCGCGACGCCGGCUCCGGCGAGAUUGUCUACUACCGCGACACAAACGGCAACUGGAAGCCCGAGAAGAAUGAGCUCGUCUACCUCGAUUUCAAGCCCAAAGUCUGGAAGACAGGCAACGACACGGUCGAGUACGAGGUGACGAACUGUGAGAACAAUGAGUUGUAA
Molecule: messenger RNA, 393 nt
Organism: Beauveria bassiana ARSEF 2860
Lineage: Eukaryota; Fungi; Ascomycota; Sordariomycetes; Hypocreales; Cordycipitaceae
Exons: 2
Coding region: 1-393 (130 amino acids)
Source: RefSeq, a predicted model, not a curated record